UGUGCCACGUGGUUCGUAUGCAAACUUUACCUUUAGCUAGCCUUCAUUGAGUCUGGAUUAAAAUGAACUUUGGCUACUUUUGUUUCAUUUUCUUUGCAGAUUUCUGUCGAUGAAUCCUAAAUUAAAGUCCAGCUUUAGUAGCUUUAAAAAUAUCUCAGUUGAUGAUAUCAACAAAAGCAAUGAUCAUCCCAGACGAUUAAUGGCUGCCAUCGAAAACUCUGUGUCCUCUCUCGACGAUCCGGAAACCUUUGCAGGUUACGUGCUGGAGCUGGGAAGAAGACACGCCAGACUCAAGUUCAAACUUUCCAAGUCUCACUUCACUGAUUUAAGAAAAGCUUUUAUUUGUUCCAUUAAAGAAUCCCUCACUUCUUGCUGGAGAUCUGAAGUAGAGGAAAGCUGGGUACUACUCUUCGACUUCAUGACUGUCAUCAUGGUGAAAGGUUUCAAUUCCAAGUGUUGAGACACGUUCUGGGCAAAUAGCUGAACAUUCUCCAGUUAUAUACAAAUCAUAAGUUACAGUGUCACUGUACAUAUUAGCCUGAGGAUACAGGCAUCUCUUUACCUUCAUACAAUCCUCCUCACCUUGUAAAUGGCCAACCUCCCACCAGAUGGGAGUUUUUUUUUUUAACAAGUUUCUGUUCGAAUUACACCACCGACUGGCAAACACUAUUCACUUGACUCUGAAGAUGACUUCCGCUUAGGUUGUCGAAACGCACGGGUCGAAACGUCAGUCAGUUCUUUUCAGGCUCACUCGGACGAUCACACUACACGAAUUACAAUAUUUGUUUGCUUAUUUUAGUGUCCCCAAUUAGUACAGCAGUGCUAAACACCUCGACAAAUGUAAUUUUUAUGUUUUAAAGCUCUAUUUGACCUGGCAAAUUUCAUACUACGUACGUCUCUGAAGACCUGUGACUGGAUCAGUUUUUGCGCGCACCGAAAUGUCAAAUAACCGUCACCAGCAUCAAGAGAAUAUUCUGAUUAGGAAAUCGCAGGUGUUUUGGGGAAUUUUUACGUGUGGGAGCAGAGGAAUCUAUUUACUUAUGAUCCUGUCAGUCAGAACCAAGAUAAAGUUGCUGGUAGAUCCUACAAUACCUUACUUUGUAUGUAACAACUUAAAAAAAUUACAGGAAUCUACUACAUUCAAACAAGAUGUUAUUUUCUGCGCAACUUUGCAAAUUCGCAACGCAGUGUUCAAAUAGACCCUUUUCAUAAAUGGCUGCCGAUUUAAA
This is a messenger RNA of Orbicella faveolata, 1229 nucleotides long. Its product is annotated as cytoglobin-2-like. The record is from RefSeq and is a predicted model, not a curated record. Gene Ontology annotation, molecular function: oxygen binding; heme binding. NCBI's taxonomy places the organism in Eukaryota, Metazoa, Cnidaria, Anthozoa, Scleractinia, Merulinidae.